CCGCUUGCUGUCAUUGGCGCGAACCUUCAUUUCAUUGUCGACUUCGAGGGUUGUCGUGCGGACACGAUGAGCCUGGAAGAGCUGAUGGGAAACCUGAGCCUGCGGGCCAACAACCGACACCGAGGUCGGCGCCGACGGGACAGACCGAAACUCUUCAUCCUCCGGGGUCUGCCUGGCUCGGGCAAAUCCACGCUGGCCAGGCAAAUAAGAAAUGAGUUUGGCUCAGCUGAGAUUUUUAGCACAGACGAUUUUUUCCGAGAUGAAUUCGGCAGGUAUCAUUUUAAUGCAAGAGAGCUGAGGGAGGCCCACGAGUGGAACAAGAAAAGAGCAAGAGAGGCAAUGGAGGAGGGCCUGAACCCUAUCAUCAUUGAUAACACCAACAUUCAUGCUUGGGAGAUGAAGCCUUAUGUUCGCAUGGGUCUAGAUAAUGGCUAUUACAUUAUUUUUAAAGAGCCAGAGACCGGCUGGAAGAACGACAUUCACAAGCUUCACAGAAAAACUCAAAACGGAGUUCCUCUGGACAAGAUCGCUCGAAUGAAGGAAGACUUUGAGCCGGUGUCGACCAUUUACGAUGUCCUAAACUCAGAAACGCCAUCAAGAUUCAGUUCAUGGCAUUAAAAUAGGAGGCUGAUCUGCCUCGACAGAAAAUCGAUAGCACUUCACAACGCAGGCUUUAGCAUAGUGGCAUUUUAAUACUUCUACGUUUUGAAGACAUUAUUAUUAAACGUGUUCUUUAUAAAAAAUCAAAAUGUUAUUUUAGUACAUUUUUAUACUUCUAAAACUUUAAGAUGUUUUUGAAUGUUCUACUUUAAAAAAAGAAAAGCAUAGUUGUUAGUUAUUUACACCUUAUAUUAAUAAAUUGUUUUUUAUUUUACGUUAUUUGACAUAUUACCAAAAAUAUAUUGAGAGGAAAUCCUGGGCAAACAACAGCAAGAGCAACAUGGUAUGAACUGUUACGAUAAAUAAGAUGAGUGAAAAUGCAAUUCUAUAAAAAAUUAACGUCAUUUUAAAAAUGAAGUGAAAUUUUAUAACACCAAAUAGUGAAAUUGUCCAUAAUCUCUUAUAAGCUUGAAAAGUUUCACCUGGAUACAAAUAUGGAUAAGAAUAGACAUCAUAUCAUUUAUAUCUGUGUAACUUCUCUAAAAAAGUGUCAUCACAAUCAAUUUUUCUUCGUUAUCAUCGCAUGCAGUUUUUAGGUGACCCCGACAGGACACAUUGGCGACGUUUGCUUUACCUAGUGGCCAAUACUGCUUGAGCGGAUGCCGGCGUCUCCAUUUGCUUGUUGUGAACGUCGCCUGCAGGUAUUUCAUUCUUCCCGUGCUAUCAACACGCCAUGCCCUCUGCCGGCUGUGUUCAUGCGCUGAAAUAUGGACAUGUGGCUAAGGCUAAGGCAGGUGAUGUCAUUUUUCAACCGGCUGAAAGACGACGAUACCCUACCAAGAAUUUCAAUAUUGUCAGGCUGGCAGUUCCAGUUACUUUUGGUACAAACCUUGUAUGACGUUCUCCCAUAAAUCUAUAAUCAAUAAGCUCAGUGCCUUCUCUUUAUGUCCUAGUAGUCGGCCCUUUGAUUCGCUAACUUGACAUCCAUUUCAUUCAUCUCCUGUUUAUCCUGUCUUUAUUUUACUGAGCCAAUGAUUUUCCUAUCUUGCAUUUCAACAAACUCUCAUUUAACUGUUUCUUUUCCUGCGCCUUGAGUUGGUUUCAACGCAACACUGAGUGUGCUGUCACUAAUGCAGUCUUCGAACCCGCCAUACAGAAAAGCAACACACAACCAGCAAAACGUUAACGAAUAGCAGACAGCUUACUUACUCAGAAAGUAAUGAGCUCCGAAAAUAUGAAGCCUCUGCAACUACAAUUCAGGGCAAGUAAAGAAGCAUGUUAAAGAAAACGAAACCAAGCAAAAGUAACCAACUGGCUUGCUUCACAUUCCAUCAAGUCUUUCCAGGGAGCAGAUUUUGUUUUUAUGCUCACAUCCCCAUUAUUGAAAAAUCUGCUAAAACAGAGAGGUCUUUGAAUAAGACAAAUGUGAAUCUUUGUAGAGAAAUCUUUUUUUGAAAUGUAAUCACUACUUUCCAUUAAUUU
Molecule: messenger RNA, 2082 nt
Organism: Polypterus senegalus (gray bichir)
Lineage: Eukaryota; Metazoa; Chordata; Cladistia; Polypteriformes; Polypteridae
Product: NEDD4-binding protein 2-like 1
Exons: 6
Coding region: 67-618 (183 amino acids)
Source: RefSeq, a predicted model, not a curated record